AUGUCUAUCUCUACCAAGAAGCGUGCUGUAAAGCCUUUUCAAUUCAAAGGCACCGAUGCAGACAAGAAGCUAUUUGACAACUGGAAGUUCAUGGUUAACCAUUGGUUCCGCCUCGACAGUCACCUAUAUACCACCGAAGAAGCUAUAGGCUACGUUGCUUCCUGCACAGGUGAAGACGCAUUCAGUGCGAUCCGACGACGUGUCGAGUCAGAGGACGAACCAUACAUGAACGUGAAGGAACUCCUUACCGAUCUCGAAGAAGUCUUUAGAAUCAAACGUCGCAUUGAGAAGGCGAAGAAGAACAUCCGCGACCCUAAGUUUCACCAGAAGUACAAUGAGACUUUCGACGCGUAUUGGCCCAAAUUCAACAGUAACUUGUCCGAUAUCCCACAUCUUACCGACGAGGAUAAGAUCGCCUAUCUCCGCGAAUGCCUAAAGCGAGGAAUGAAAUUCGACAUGGCCAACUGCCAUACUAAAAACUUCAACGACUUCGUCGACGCGUGCCGUAUAACGGAAGAGAAUACCACCGAUGCUCGCAACUACGGAGGACGCCAACGCGUCUCUGACUCACCACGCGGUGGGAGCAGAGGUCGUAAAAGCUACAGCAAUGGCCAUAGCAACGGCAACAGCAACGGAAAUGGCUACAAGAACGGCCACCACAAGAGGUCCAGCAGCGGCAGCAGCCACAGCAAUGGCUACAGCAACGGCCAUAGCAGCAGCCAUAGCAACGGCCAUAUCUACGGCAACAGCAACUUGUACUGGCCUUACGGCCGGACUAAAUCCCAACGAGAGGAAUUAAAGGCUGAACGCAGAUGUUUCGUUUGCCUUAAGCCAGGUCAUAUGGCUAACGCAGACGACGCUCCGUGCAAGGGACAGAAACCUACUGAGAUGACCGAGAACGUCCUCGCGUACGACACGGGGCAGAAGGCUCCUCACCCGAAGCCCCGAGUGGACGACUACCCCGAGUCAUCCGAUUCGGAAAACUGAAACCCUCCGGCGAUAGUCGCGCCAGACAUCCACCCGGCCUUUACAAAUGACGAGCUCUGGGCACAGCUUGCGCCCAAAU
Eremomyces bilateralis CBS 781.70 is the source of this 1066-nucleotide messenger RNA. RefSeq lists its product as uncharacterized. The transcript has a single exon. NCBI's taxonomy places the organism in Eukaryota, Fungi, Ascomycota, Dothideomycetes, Eremomycetales, Eremomycetaceae. The coding region runs from base 1 to 987 and encodes 328 amino acids. The record is from RefSeq and is a predicted model, not a curated record.